AUGAAAACACCAUCAAUCUCUACGUUCCUCUUUCCCUUAUUCCUCCUCCUAUCUUCCUACUCAAUCGCCGCCCAGCCCUUCGACUACCCCACCGCAAAUCUCUCCACCACCUGGACAAACGCCGCAUCAGCACCCCACUCCGUCAGCUUCACCGACGGCUCAACAGUCCGAGCCAUCCUUCUCAGAGGAUCCUUCGGACCCAGAUACGCGUGUGGAUUCUACUGCAAUGGAACCUGCACCUCUUACCUUUUCGCUGUCUUCAUCGUGCAAACCAACAGUGGAUCUGGUAUAGUUCAACCCGCUAUCGGAUUCCCACAAGUUGUCUGGUCAGCCAACCGGAAUCGUCCGGUCAAACUCAAUGCAACGCUUAGUCUCACUACCUCCGGUGAUUUAGUCCUCCGAGACGCCGAUGGUAGCCAAGUUUGGUCCACUAACACCGCCGGGAAAUCUGUUUCCGGUAUGAACGUAACUGAUUCCGGGAACUUGGUGUUGUUUGAUUCCAAAAACGCGAUUGUUUGGCAAUCUUUUGAUCACCCCACUGACAGUUUGGUACCUGGGCAAAAACUGUAUGAAUUAGGACAGAGGUUGACUUCUAGUGUUUCGUCGACUAAUUGGAGUACAGGUUUGUAUUCACUUCAAGUCAUGAAUCGGGGGUUGUUUGCGUAUAUUGAAGAAGACUCGCGUCGAGUUUAUUACAGGUAUCUGAUCAAUGGCACAGAUAGAAGUGCAGAAAGAAGUUACGUUAGGUUCUUGAAUGGGAGUUUGUCUUUGUUCAUUCAUUCUUCUGAGCCAAGUAAUCCAGACGCUGUGAUUCCUGUACCUCAAGCAUCAUCGGCUCAGUACAUGAAGCUGAUGCCUGAUGGGCAUCUGAAAGUGUGGGAAUGGCAAGCGGGGUGGAAGGUGGUGGCUGAUUUGUUCGGAGUUCCUCGCAUGGCGUAA
Molecule: messenger RNA, 939 nt
Organism: Lactuca saligna
Lineage: Eukaryota; Viridiplantae; Streptophyta; Magnoliopsida; Asterales; Asteraceae
Source: the annotation of a GenBank genome assembly